Messenger RNA from Geodia barretti, 195 nucleotides. Lineage: Eukaryota; Metazoa; Porifera; Demospongiae; Tetractinellida; Geodiidae. The record is from the annotation of a GenBank genome assembly.
AUGAUAGAGCUGUACAAUUUGCAGAAACUCGAAAAAGAAGAGAAAAUAUGUCGAAUGCUGAGGCACACUAACAUCGUUCAACUCCAUGAAACGAUAUCUGAGGAGACACAUCACUACCUUAUCUUUGAUCUAAUAACAGGAGGCGAGCUGUUUGAUGAGAUUGUGGCCAGAGAAUACUACAGUGAAACUGACGCA